GGCUCCUCUGCCUGGUCAGGCGGGGCGGGAAGCGGAAGGAGGGGACACCCGGCGCGGCCUGCAACAAUGUCAGAAGGGGACAGUAGCGGCGAGUCCAUCCAUGGUAAACCUUCCGUGGUCUAUAGAUUUUUCACAAGACUGGGACAGAUUUACCAGUCCUGGCUAGACAAAUCUACUCCAUAUACAACAAUCCGAUGGGUGGCAACAUUGGGUUUAAGUUUUAUCUACAUGAUUAGAGUUUAUUUACUGCAGGGUUGGUAUAUUGUGACGUACGCCUUGGGUAUCUACCACCUAAACCUCUUCAUAGCUUUCUUGUCGCCAAAGGUCGAUCCCUCGCUCAUGGAAGAUUCAGACGAAGGGCCUUCAUUACCGACAAAACAGAAUGAAGAAUUCCGGCCUUUUAUUCGGAGGCUGCCAGAAUUCAAGUUUUGGCAUUCUGCCACGAAAGGGAUCCUGGUUGCCAUGACCUGUACAUUCUUUGAGGCUUUCAACGUUCCAGUUUUUUGGCCAAUUCUGGUGAUGUACUUCAUUAUGCUCUUCUGCAUCACGAUGAAGAGGCAAAUCAAGCAUAUGAUAAAAUACCGAUAUAUACCCUUCACCCACGGCAAGAGGCGAUAUAAAGGGAAAGAAGAGGCAGGGAAGACUUUUGCUAGCUAGAAACCCUGAAAUCUGCUGACCAACCUUUUUCCUGCGUUAUAAUUAAAAAGACCGGUUUUGAGCCAUUGUAA
Messenger RNA from Protobothrops mucrosquamatus (brown spotted pit viper), 728 nucleotides. RefSeq names its product retention in endoplasmic reticulum sorting receptor 1 (gene RER1). Gene Ontology annotation, biological process: protein retention in ER lumen; retrograde vesicle-mediated transport, Golgi to endoplasmic reticulum. Lineage: Eukaryota; Metazoa; Chordata; Lepidosauria; Squamata; Viperidae. The coding region runs from base 67 to 657 and encodes 196 amino acids. The record is from RefSeq and is a predicted model, not a curated record. The transcript has 7 exons. Gene Ontology annotation, cellular component: Golgi membrane.